UCCCAAAGAGGAAACCUCUCACCCAGCUCCUGCUGCAGCCUUGCGUCAGAACCACCUCGUAAACACACCUGGCUGUGCAGCAGCACGGGAAUGUUUGCUGAUUGCCGGGCCUGCAAAGGCUGGCACCUACUUUUGGAAAGUCAAGACGCUGACACUAUGUUUGUGCUCCCCAGGCUUGUGCAACAGUGGAGUGCCUAAGAAGAGACUAUGGUAAUUGCACAGCAUUUUGCAGCACGUGUGGGAGCGGACCAUUCUACUGCAAAAGGUGUCUCAAGCUACACGGCGUACUUGCAGCACUUCAAACUCUCUGACGGGUGAAAACUGCAAAAGCGUGAGGCUGACUGAAGAGAGAAAUUAAUUGUGCUGAAGUUAGUCUGGCUUCAACAAUUAAAGGAUACUUUGGGUACUUUUUAAUUGAAGUGGAGGCGGCUUUUUUUUUUUUGUAAAAAACCAUGGCAGAUGUGGAUCCAGACACGUUGCUGGAAUGGCUGCAGAUGGGGCAGGGGGAUGAAAGGGAUAUGCAGCUAAUAGCACUGGAACAGCUCUGCAUGCUGCUUCUGAUGUCAGACAACGUGGAUCGCUGUUUUGAAACAUGCCCUCCUCGGACUUUUUUGCCAGCACUGUGCAAAAUUUUUCUUGAUGAAAGUGCUCCAGACAAUGUACUGGAAGUAACAGCUCGUGCCAUAACAUAUUACCUGGAUGUAUCAGCUGAAUGCACUCGUAGGAUUGUGGGAGUGGAUGGAGCUAUCAAAGCACUUUGUAAUCGUUUAGUAGUUGUUGAACUUAACAACAGAACGAGCAGAGAUUUGGCUGAGCAAUGUGUGAAGGUGUUAGAAUUAAUCUGUACCCGUGAGUCAGGAGCUGUGUUUGAAGCUGGAGGGUUGAACUGUGUUCUGACAUUCAUUCGUGACAGUGGACACCUUGUUCAUAAAGAUACUUUGCAUUCAGCUAUGGCUGUAGUAUCCCGACUGUGUGGCAAAAUGGAGCCUCAGGAUUCUUCAUUAGAGAUUUGUGUGGAAUCACUGUCUAGUUUAUUAAAACAUGAAGACCAUCAGGUUUCAGAUGGAGCUUUGAGAUGCUUUGCUUCAUUAGCUGACAGAUUCACACGGCGUGGAGUUGACCCAGCCCCAUUAGCUAAACAUGGAUUAACUGAGGAGUUGUUAUCUCGCAUGGCAGCUGCUGGUGGGACAGCCUCAGGACCAUCUUCAGCUUGCAAACCUGGACGGAGUAGCACUGGAGCACCAUCUACAGCUGCAGACUCUAAAUUAAGUAAUCAGGUGUCAACUAUUGUAAGCCUGUUGUCAACCCUGUGUAGAGGCUCUCCAGUAGUAACACAUGAUCUCCUAAGAUCUGAACUUCCAGACUCUAUAGAAAGUGCGUUGCAGGGUGAUGAGAGAUGUGUACUGGAUACCAUGCGGUUAGUAGAUCUUCUUUUGGUGCUACUGUUUGAAGGCAGAAAAGCCCUGCCAAAAUCUAGUGCUGGAUCUACAGGCAGAAUCCCAGGAUUGCGAAGACUGGAUAGUUCUGGGGAACGUUCUCAUCGGCAACUGAUAGAUUGUAUCCGCAGUAAGGACACUGAUGCACUGAUAGAUGCGAUUGACACAGGAGCUUUUGAAGUAAAUUUUAUGGAUGAUGUAGGACAAACUCUUUUAAACUGGGCCUCAGCUUUUGGAACUCAGGAAAUGGUAGAAUUCCUCUGUGAAAGGGGUGCUGAUGUUAACAGAGGUCAGAGGUCAUCCUCAUUACAUUAUGCAGCAUGUUUUGGAAGACCUCAGGUAGCAAAGACUCUCUUGCGACAUGGUGCAAAUCCUGAUUUGAGAGAUGAAGAUGGGAAAACUCCUCUGGACAAAGCUCGGGAAAGGGGGCACAGUGAAGUAGUAGCUAUUCUUCAGUCUCCAGGAGAUUGGAUGUGUCCUGUCAACAAAGGGGAUGAAAAGAAAAAGAAAGAUGCAAACAAGGAUGAGGAAGAAUGUAAUGAACCCAAAGGCGAUCCAGAAAUGGCACCCAUAUACUUGAAAAGACUAUUGCCUGUGUUUGCACAAACAUUUCAACAAACUAUGUUGCCUUCAAUAAGGAAAGCAAGUCUUGCGCUCAUUAGAAAAAUGAUACAUUUUUGUUCUGAGGCGCUGCUGAAAGAGGUUUGUGACUCUGAUGCUGGCCACAACCUGCCCACAAUACUGGUUGAGAUAACAGCUACAGUGCUUGAUCAGGAGGUAGGCAGAACUAAAAUGUUAUCCUUUAUGAAACCAGUACAAAAAAAGGGAGUUAUACUCAUUGGUUCCAUGUAUUUGUUGAUAACUAACCCUAAAACUUUCACAGUGUCCAUCUGUGACCAUUUGUGCAGUUCAGUGUGUAAAGUAACAAGAUCUCCUUUGUUAUUUUCUUUUCAUCCCAAUGUAUUACAGGAUGAUGAUGAUGGCCAUUUGUUAGCCUUGCAAAUUAUACGGGAUUUAGUGGAUAAAGGUGGUGAUCUUUUUCUAGACCAACUGGCUAGACUUGGUGUAAUUAGUAAAGUGUCAACUUUGGCGGGGCCAUCAUCUGAUGAUGAAAAUGAAGAGGAAUCUAAACCUGAGAAGGAGGAUGAACCACAGGAGGAUGCUAAAGAACUGCAGCAGGGUAAACCAUACCACUGGAGAGACUGGUCAAUCAUUAGGGGAAGGGACUGCCUGUAUAUCUGGAGUGAUGCUGCAGCCCUGGAGCUAUCUAAUGGUAGUAAUGGAUGGUUCAGAUUUAUCUUGGAUGGGAAGCUGGCCACAAUGUAUUCCAGUGGGAGCCCUGAAGGAGGAUCCGAUAGCUCAGAAAGUAGGAGUGAGUUCCUUGAGAAGUUGCAGAGAGCUCGAAGCCAAGUAAAACCAUCUACCACAAGCCAGCCAAUUUUGUCAACACCAGGGCCAACUAAACUUACUGUAGGAAACUGGUCACUGACCUGUUUAAAAGAAGGAGAAAUUGCUAUUCACAAUUCUGAUGGUCAGCAAGCUACAAUACUGAAAGAAGACCUGCCAGGCUUUGUGUUUGAAUCCAACAGAGGAACAAAGCAUUCAUUUACAGCUGAAACUUCCUUGGGGUCAGAAUUUGUGACCGGCUGGACAGGCAAAAGAGGAAGAAAGCUGAAAUCUAAACUGGAGAAGACAAAGCAAAAGGUACGCACCAUGGCAAGAGAUUUAUAUGAUGAUCAUUUUAAAGCAGUUGAAAGUAUGCCUCGAGGAGUAGUUGUAACACUGAGGAACAUAGCAACCCAGUUAGAGUCUGCAUGGGAACUUCAUGCAAACAGGCAGUGCAUUGAGGGAGAAAAUACUUGGAGAGAUUUAAUGAAGACUGCUCUGGAGAACUUAAUUGUACUGUUGAAGGAUGAGAAUACUAUUUCUCCAUAUGAAAUGUGCAGUAGUGGCUUAGUUCAAUCACUUUUGACAGUUUUAAACAAUAAUGUUGAUUUGGAUGUGAAACAAGACUGUAGUCAACUGGUAGAGAGGAUAAACGUUUUCAAAACAGCAUUCAGUGAAAAUGAGGAUGAUGAAAGUCGUCCAGCUGUUGCCUUGAUUCGGAAAUUGAUAGCAGUGUUAGAAUCCAUUGAACGUCUACCUCUCCACUUGUAUGAUACACCAGGGUCUACGUAUAAUCUCCAGAUACUGACAAGGCGCUUGAGGUUUCGUUUGGAACGUGCCUCGGGGGAGACGUCUUUAAUAGAUCGAACUGGUAGAAUGCUAAAGAUGGAGCCAUUGGCAACUGUUGAGUCCCUAGAACAGUAUCUCCUGAAAAUGGUAGCAAAGCAAUGGUACGACUUUGAUAGGGCUUCAUUUGUUUUUGUACGAAAACUGCGAGAAGGCCAGACAUUUGUGUUCAGGCAUCAACAUGAUUUUGAUGAAAAUGGGAUUAUUUACUGGAUUGGAACGAAUGCAAAAACUGCAUAUGAGUGGGUAAAUCCAGCAGCCUAUGGAUUAGUAGUGGUUACAUCCUCAGAAGGAAGAAAUCUGCCUUAUGGUCGUUUGGAAGACAUCCUGAGCCGUGACAGUUCAGCUCUCAAUUGUCACACUAAUGAUGAUAAGAAUGCUUGGUUUGCCAUAGAUCUUGGCCUUUGGGUUAUACCAUCAGCCUACACAUUACGCCAUGCUCGAGGUUAUGGACGAUCUGCUCUGAGAAAUUGGGUUUUCCAGGUAUCUAAGGAUGGACAGAACUGGACUACUUUGUAUACUCAUGUUGAUGACUGUAGUCUCAAUGAACCAGGAUCUACAGCAACAUGGCCUUUAGACCCUCCAAAAGAUGAGAAACAAGGUUGGAGACAUGUUAGAAUAAAACAGAUGGGAAAGAAUGCCAGUGGACAAACACACUACCUCUCCCUGUCUGGAUUUGAACUUUAUGGCACAGUGAAUGGAGUAUGUGAAGAUCAGCUGGGAAAAGCUGCUAAAGAAGCUGAAGCAAAUCUGAGAAGGCAGCGACGUCUGGUCCGUUCUCAGGUGUUAAAAUACAUGGUUCCAGGAGCUCGUGUGAUCAGAGGAAUUGAUUGGAAAUGGAGAGAUCAGGAUGGAAGCCCGCAGGGUGAAGGCACUGUUACAGGAGAACUGCAUAAUGGCUGGAUUGAUGUCACCUGGGAUGCUGGUGGCUCUAACUCUUACCGUAUGGGCGCAGAAGGAAAGUUUGACCUCAAGCUUGCACCAGGGUACGACCCUGAUUCAGCGGCAUCACCCAAACCUGUUUCAUCCACUGUUUCAGGCACAACGCAGUCAUGGAGCAGCUUGGUGAAAAACAACUGUCCAGACAAGACGACUGCUGCUGCAGGCUCCUCAAGUAGAAAAGGAAGCAGCAGUUCUGUGUGUAGCGUGGCAAGUAGCAGCGACAUCAGCUUGGGUUCGACCAAAAUGGAGCGGAGAUCAGAAAGUGUACUGGAACAAAAUAUAGUUUCAGGCACUGACGUCCAUGAACCAAUUGUUGUUCUGUCUUCCGCUGAUAGUGUGCCUCAGGCUGACAUAGGGUCAUCCUCCAGUGCGAGCACCAGCACCUUAACAGCGGACAUGGGAAACGAAAAUGCAGAGAGGAAGUUAGGUCCUGAGAACUCAAUACGUACUCCUGGGGAGUCCAGUGCUAUAUCCAUGGGAAUUGUUAGCGUAAGCUCCCCUGAUGUGAGUUCAGUCUCUGAACUGACUAAUAAAGAAGCAGCUUCCCAACGACCCCUAAGCUCGUCAGCGAGUAACAGACUUUCAGUCAGUUCUUUGUUGGCUGCUGGGGCACCCAUGAGCUCCAGUGCAAGUGUUCCGAACUUAUCAUCUCGGGAAACUUCUAGCCUGGAGUCCUUUGUACGAAGGGUGGCGAACAUAGCACGUACCAACGCCACAAACAAUAUGAAUUUAAGCCGGAGUAGCAGCGAUAACAAUACUAAUACUUUGGGAAGAAAUGUUGUGAGUACUGCAACUUCUCCUCUUAUGGGUGCCCAAAGUUUUCCUAAUCUGACUACAACUGGUACCACAUCAACAGUGACCAUGUCUACAUCCAGUGUUACUAGCAGCAGCAAUGUAGCUACAGCAACUACAGUUUUAUCUGUUGGUCAGUCGCUUAGUAAUACUCUAACUACUAGCCUAACAUCAACAUCUAGUGAGAGCGAUACAGGGCAGGAGGCAGAAUAUUCUUUAUAUGAUUUUCUUGAUAGCUGCCGAGCUAGCACUCUGUUGGCAGAGUUAGAUGAUGAUGAGGAUCUACCUGAACCAGAUGAAGAAGAUGAUGAAAAUGAAGAUGAUAACCAAGAAGAUCAAGAAUAUGAAGAAGUUAUGGAAGAAGAGGAGUAUGAAACCAAAGGAGGCCGUAGAAGAACAUGGGAUGAUGAUUAUGUCUUGAAACGGCAGUUUUCUGCUUUGGUUCCUGCUUUUGACCCAAGACCUGGUCGUACUAAUGUGCAACAGACAACUGACCUAGAAAUCCCUCCACCAGGUACACCUCAUUCAGAACUCUUGGAAGAGGUGGAGUGCAUGCCUUCGCCACGUUUAGCACUUACCUUGAAAGUUUCGGGUCUUGGAACCACUCGAGAAGUAGAACUGCCCCUAACAAACUUUCGAUCUACCAUCUUUUACUAUGUGCAGAAACUGUUACAGCUCUCCUGUAAUGGCAGUGUGAAAUCUGACAAACUUAGACGUAUUUGGGAGCCAACAUACACAAUCAUGUACAGAGAAAUGAAGGAUUCUGAUAAAGAGAAAGAAAGUGGAAAAAUGGGUUGCUGGUCAGUAGAGCAUGUGGAGCAGUACCUUGGCACUGAUGAAUUACCAAAGAAUGACUUGAUAACCUACCUGCAGAAGAAUGCAGACUCAGCUUUCCUGCGCCACUGGAAAUUAACCGGCACUAAUAAAAGUAUUAGGAAAAACAGAAAUUGUUCCCAGCUCAUAGCUGCAUACAAGGAUUUUUGUGAACAUGGAUCAAAAUCUGGAUUGAGUCAAGGGGCCAUUUCUACUCUUCAAAAUUCUGAUAUCCUUAGUUUGGCCAAGGAACAGCCCCAGGCCAAAGCUGGCAGUGGACAGAACUCCUGUGGAGUAGAAGAUGUUCUGCAGUUACUUAGAAUUUUGUAUAUAGUUGCCAGUGACCCUUACACAGCACGGACUUCUCAAGAAGAAGGAGAUGAGCAUCCUCAGUUUAACUUCCCACCAGAUGAAUUCACAAGUAAAAAAAUAACUACAAAGAUUCUCCAGCAGAUUGAGGAACCAUUGGCACUAGCAAGCGGAGCUUUGCCAGACUGGUGUGAGCAACUAACAAGCAAGUGUCCUUUCUUAAUUCCAUUUGAAACAAGACAGUUAUACUUCACAUGUACAGCAUUUGGAGCAUCAAGAGCAAUUGUAUGGCUGCAGAACAGACGAGAAGCCACCGUUGAACGGACAAGGACCACGAGCACAGUGAGACGUGAUGAUCCAGGAGAAUUCAGAGUUGGACGCCUCAAACAUGAAAGAGUGAAAGUUCCGCGAGGUGAAUCCUUGAUGGAAUGGGCAGAAAAUGUCAUGCAGAUUCAUGCAGACAGAAAAUCUGUUCUAGAGGUUGAGUUUUUAGGGGAGGAAGGAACAGGCCUGGGUCCUACCUUGGAAUUUUAUGCGUUGGUGGCAGCAGAAUUUCAAAGGACGGAUUUGGGAGCUUGGCUUUGUGAUGAUGAUUUUCCAGAUGAUGAGUCCCGUCAGGUUGAUAUUGGAGGUGGAUUGAAACCGCCUGGCUACUAUGUACAGAGAUCAUGUGGACUGUUUACAGCACCAUUCCCACAAGAUAGUGAUGAACUUGAAAGAAUAACCAAACUCUUUCAUUUCCUUGGAAUUUUCUUGGCUAAAUGCAUUCAGGACAAUAGACUUGUGGAUUUACCCAUUUCUAAGCCUUUUUUUAAACUCAUGUGUAUGGGGGACAUUAAAAGUAACAUGAGUAAGUUGAUAUAUGAAUCAAGGGGUGACAGAGACUUGCACUGUACUGAAAGUCAGUCAGAGGCUUCUACAGAAGAAGGACAUGAUUCCUUGUCAGUAGGAAGUCUGGAAGAGGACUCCAAAUCAGAAUUUAUUCUUGAUCCACCAAAACCUAAGCCUCCUGCCUGGUUUAAUGGAAUUUUGACAUGGGAAGACUUUGAAUUAGUAAACCCACAUAGAGCUAGGUUUCUGAAAGAAAUUAAGGACCUUGCAAUUAAAAGACGUCAAAUUUUAAGCAACAAAAAUCUGUCGGAAGAUGAAAAGAACACUAAACUGCAGGAAUUAAUGCUGAAGAAUCCAUCAGGUUCGGGGCCUCCUCUUAGCAUAGAGGAUUUGGGUUUAAAUUUUCAGUUUUGCCCUUCAUCCAAAGUAUAUGGGUUUACAGCUGUGGACCUCAAGCCAGGUGGUGAAGAUGAGACUGUAACAAUGGAUAAUGCAGAGGAGUAUGUAGAUCUCAUGUUUGAUUUCUGCAUGCAUACUGGUAUACAGAAACAAAUGGAGGCCUUCAGAGAUGGCUUCAAUAGAGUCUUUCCAAUGGAGAAGCUGAGUUCCUUCAGCCAUGAAGAGGUUCAGAUGAUUCUUUGUGGAAAUCAAUCACCUUCUUGGGCAGCUGAGGAUAUCAUCAAUUACACCGAACCCAAACUGGGAUAUACAAGAGAUAGCCCUGGAUUCCUUCGAUUUGUGAGAGUCUUGUGUGGUAUGUCUUCGGAUGAGAGGAAGGCUUUUCUGCAGUUCACCACUGGUUGUUCAACACUCCCACCAGGAGGGCUGGCAAACCUCCACCCCCGGCUCACUGUUGUGCGCAAGGUUGAUGCUACAGAUGCAAGUUAUCCAUCUGUGAAUACAUGUGUGCAUUACCUAAAGUUGCCUGAGUAUUCUUCUGAGGAGAUCAUGAGGGAGCGUCUGCUGGCUGCUACCAUGGAGAAAGGCUUCCAUCUCAACUGAGCCGCUGCACGCAGCCUGGCACGUGGAAGUGUUUUUGAUACUAGCGAAGCCUCUUGUGUUUGUGUGCAAAAAAUACGAUCUCCACGCUGUGCUCUGACGAGACUUGCCUUUUUUUCACCUGUGAGGCUUUAGGAAAAUGUGGAAUGUUUGUUAGCUGCUAAUGACAAAAUAAAUCCUUGUAACUACACAGCCAGCAAGAAAUUGGCACAGAACACUGUGUGAUGCUUCAAGGGCUUGCACAACUGGAAAUUAAGGUGUUUCUGUUUGACUGUUCCAAAGAACAGAUCAUCAGAUUUUCAGUGUUCACUGAUACAAAUUUCUAACAGUGUAUUGUGUAAAGUUUGUCUUUUAAUACCCUGUACACUACGGUUGCCAUCACUGAUCCCUGUUUUGCUGGCUUUAAGCUAACUGGUCAGAAACUUGCUUCCUUUAAAAUUUAGACUUAAUGGGCAUCUCCAGCCUUUUCUUUUUUAAUGGUGCCUGCACUAUUGGAGUAUUUUAGUGGGUUUUUGCGUAUAAUCAUGCACAACCGUUUUUUUUCUUCUUUUUCUUUCAAGUGGGAAUAUAUUUUGAUUUCUCAAAUGCCCUGCUAUAAAGAUCAAAUCCUUAAGUGUGUUUGUGCAGCUCAACAAUAAAGCUAUUAAAAAACACUGGUUCCUAGUGCAAGGCACACUUAAAGCAAGUUUUACUUUCGGUUGUAUUUUCUUUGUAUAUUAUAAACAUUUAUUUAACUUGUUGCAGUUUGAAGUUUAAAAAAAAAAAAGCACCCAAUGUGUAAGCUCAAAAGUAAUCAUUAAAAUGUUUGCAACAUAUAAAAAUGUCUCUUCUGAAUACUUCAUUAGUACUUUCUAAAUCUCUGUACAUGUUCUGAACAAUGCCAUGCGUUUAUGAAGGUUUCAAAGAACUACAUAAGAGAACUGCUGAUCUCAAAAAUUCAUCUCUGUGUUCAAAUCUUUUCAGAGUAAGUGGAACUUCUUAAGAAUGAGUCUGGCAGUGAUGAGUACUGCAUGUUGGCAGGUUUUGGUGCUCUUCAGUGAGCCCAUGUGACCUGAGACUAUAGUUCUUCAUUAUACUGGAAUAAAAUCUGGGUCAGAUGAUAAAGCUGAUUCAGGAGAUGGAUGGGCUGCCUUGGUGUUAGCACUUGAUAUUUAUUGGAAAAAAAGUGGCGUACAGUAAGAUAAAGCAAGAUGACACUGUGGUUUUAAAGAUUUUUAUGUAGCGUUGAUACCAGGAAAAAAAAAAUUAAAAGGUUAUUGUUGAA
Parus major (Great Tit) is the source of this 9618-nucleotide messenger RNA. RefSeq names its product HECT domain E3 ubiquitin protein ligase 1 (gene HECTD1). Bases 453 to 8357 code for a protein of 2634 amino acids. Gene Ontology annotation, cellular component: nuclear speck. The transcript has 42 exons. Gene Ontology annotation, molecular function: ubiquitin protein ligase activity; protein binding; metal ion binding. The record is from RefSeq and is a predicted model, not a curated record. NCBI's taxonomy places the organism in Eukaryota, Metazoa, Chordata, Aves, Passeriformes, Paridae. Gene Ontology annotation, biological process: anatomical structure development; proteasome-mediated ubiquitin-dependent protein catabolic process; protein K63-linked ubiquitination.